AUGCCACAGGAGCCAUCCACCACACCGCCGGCGAGCGCAGAGCAGCACGAGGCGUCACAUUCUCGAUCUCGAAGCGAAAGUUCGCUGUCCUCCAACAUCAGCACUCCUUAUGAGUCCGCGCUGAGGCUAGGCCCUACACUUUGGGUGGAAAUGUGGGAAAACCAGCGCUGGUAUCCGGUUAUCGGAUGGGGCACCAGUCGCUUUCUUACUGACCUUCCCAACUUCUGUUUUGUACCCCCGGCGUACCGCCUCUGCGGUGCCCACCCAGCCGACUUCGACGCUGCUUUUCAGUCGGCUAACCCUCCCUCUUCUCAUGCCUCCAAUCCACAGUGGCCGGCCCGUCGCAUCCUCACGGUGGCGCUCCCCUCGGACUACCGGUGGGUGGGCUUCUGGGAAAUUUACAAGGGGCACCCACACGGCACUGACACGGCCGGGUGGCGCUACGGAGAGCAGUUCGUAAGGUCGGAUAGCCGAGGCAACGCUGAUGUUGCCAACGCUGCGCUCUGCAAGCGGGUUCUGUCUCCGUUCAGAAGGAACCACACGCCCUUGUGCGUCGUCCGCCGUCGUUUGUGGCGCCGCCGCGUGGCGCUGAUGGGAGAAGAGCCUCCCUCGUCCUCGGACGACCUCUUCCUCAGCGACUCGGAGAAAAACUUGCAAUCCUACCUGAGUGAGAAGCAGGAGGAGAUGAACAUGGCCGAGCGCCUCAAGGAGGAAGAGUUCAUGGCAGCCCAAGCUGGCGAGCCGUGGUCGCAGGAGAGGGAAAUGCAGGCGGAGGAGGAGCUACGAAAGUUCUGCCGUGAGCGUCGAAGCCUCGAGAGUGCGUCCCGCAUGCUCAGCGCAAACCCGAGCUUCGCAAACCCGUUUCACCGGUCGGAGGACGCUGACGGCAUUUUCCCAGCUGACGCCCACGACGCCGAUCCUACCAACGUCGAAGCACAGCUGGGGCGGUAUAGCGGCGCCGUGGCCGCAUCGUCGUGGGCGUGGGACAGUCGAUCAAAUCUUGCGGCACCUGCCGUCUCAUCGCCGAUGGCGGUCGCUGAUGACGUGACUGUUGGUCAUAACUCCACAUCUCAGCAUGACGAAUACGCCUUCGAGGCUUCCAGCGCCAAUGCGCUGAGUCGUGUGGAUGGAAGCGACCUGAUGGAACAGAGCACGGUCGAGGAGUUCGUCGCGUCCACUGCGAUAGGUACGGGACAGUGGCGCACCGACGGUGCGGAUGCCGCCGCCGAAAAUAUGGUGGGGCGAUUUGUGUCAGCAUCGCCGACAGACAUCACCGACUUGACCAAUGACGACCAGGCUACUGGUGUGUCGAUUGAUGGCAUGAACGAUCCCAGCGGGGCGAAUUUCCGCGCGAUUUUUUCGCAGUUCAUGGAUCCGUCUGGUGAUCAAAAGACGCUAUGA
Molecule: messenger RNA, 1401 nt
Organism: Leishmania braziliensis MHOM/BR/75/M2904
Lineage: Eukaryota; Euglenozoa; Kinetoplastea; Trypanosomatida; Trypanosomatidae
Exons: 1
Coding region: 1-1401 (466 amino acids)
Source: RefSeq, a predicted model, not a curated record